AUGUGUAGAGUUUUAUUGGUAGCAUUGACGUUGUUAGCACCAGUAUUGUGCCAUGGCAAACAUAGUUAUGAGUUAAAGUCAGGGUAUUUUGAUGUUGCAAUGGGGUAUUUAUUUCCAUUCUGUUCUCGUUACAACUCAUUGUUAGCUACACUAUACCUGUCCAUGGUUCCUGGAUUGAUGGCGUUCGUUAUUCCAGGGUUGAGAACCAGUAGUGAUGAUGCUUUGUUUCUACCUCUUAUGGUUUCGUUUGCGUUUGGCGGGUUGAUGGGUGACGUGCUGCUUUGCCUAUUACCAGAAAUAUUUCGUUCAAACGAACUAGAUACGGCAGGAAGGAUUAUUGAUAUGAUGAGGAAUCCAGAAGAGAAGGUUGUUAGUGAGUUAAUCAAGCUGUCGCAAUACAGGGGCAGCCCGCCUUCCCUAAGUUUUGCUGUUUUUACUGGGUUCGUACUCUUCAUGGGCAUUGACAAGAUGGUAAGAAUAAUGAAUGGCGAUGACUCUGGCGCAGAUGGUCACUCUCACUCUCACUUGCACGCCUACCCUGAAGACUCGGCCGAAGCCAUUCAGUCCUCUUCAGAGGUUCAUAGUGAAAAAUCGUUAAUAAAGAAGAAUAAGAAGGAUCAAAAAUCUGUAAAAUCGUCCUCAGCAAUAAUUAAAAACCAAGUUGAUAGUAAAGAGUCGACCAAAAAAUCCAAGAAUGUUGUACCAUCUUCUCUACGGACACCCGUGUAUUUAAACUUGAUUUCAAGCUUUGCCCACAACUUCACUGAUGGCCUUGCUCUCGCGACAGCUUUUUACACCUCCAGAACUGUUGGAAUCACCACUACCAUUGCCGUGUUGAUGCAUGAAAUCCCCCAUGAGCUAGGUGAUAUUGCGAUCGCAAUUUCAAGUGGUUUUUCCUUCAAAUACGCCUUGAAGUCACAUAUUAUAACAUCCAUUGGUGCCAUGGUCGGCACCCUUAUCGGCUGCGCCAUUAACGAAUUGGGUAUCUACAACACCUUCAGUCCACAAAUAAUCCCAGAAAUUGGCAUUCCUAUCAAGUUCACAACUGAUGCAAUACAAUUACUCGGCGUCUCAUUUCAAGAUCUUCUGUUGCCAAUCACUACUGGUGGGUUUAUAUACAUCGGCACAGUGGGCAUUGUUCCUGAGCUACUAAAGACCAGAAAUCCAAAUAACACCUCCAAAGAGUGCAUUAGCAGCCUGCUACAACUAGGUGCAAUGUGUGCAGGCUUUGGACUUAUUUUCCUCAUGAAAGAGUAG
Eremothecium cymbalariae DBVPG#7215 is the source of this 1257-nucleotide messenger RNA. RefSeq names its product Zn(2+) transporter YKE4 (gene YKE4). Bases 1 to 1257 code for a protein of 418 amino acids. NCBI's taxonomy places the organism in Eukaryota, Fungi, Ascomycota, Saccharomycetes, Saccharomycetales, Saccharomycetaceae. The record is from RefSeq and is a predicted model, not a curated record. Gene Ontology annotation, biological process: intracellular zinc ion homeostasis; zinc ion transmembrane transport. Gene Ontology annotation, molecular function: zinc ion transmembrane transporter activity. Gene Ontology annotation, cellular component: membrane. The transcript has a single exon.